Messenger RNA from Heteronotia binoei (common prickly gecko), 1633 nucleotides. RefSeq names its product mitochondrial ribosomal protein S6 (gene MRPS6). The record is from RefSeq and is a predicted model, not a curated record. Gene Ontology annotation, biological process: translation. Gene Ontology annotation, molecular function: structural constituent of ribosome; small ribosomal subunit rRNA binding. Gene Ontology annotation, cellular component: ribosome; mitochondrial small ribosomal subunit. Bases 377 to 742 code for a protein of 121 amino acids. The transcript has 3 exons. NCBI's taxonomy places the organism in Eukaryota, Metazoa, Chordata, Lepidosauria, Squamata, Gekkonidae.
CGCGCGCGGCGUCCUGCCACCUCCCUCCAUACGGAAAAGCGUCGGCUGAAGAUCGCUCCCCUCUUCCGCCGCCGCCCGCUCGCAGCGAAGAGGAGCUGAGCGGGAAGAGCCCACUUGGCUUAGGCAGAAAAGGGAGGGGGGGCGGCGGCGAGGGAAGGCGCAAAGCAGCCGAGGCGCCUGACGAGAGCAAAAGGGGCGGCCCCAGGCCGUGUGUGCUGCUGCCGGCGCCUUUUAAACAGCGACACACGCCCGUUGACUCCUUGUGUGUCCAGAAGCCUGGAAGUGGGACGGGUGGGCGCCGCAGUCAUCUCCCUCCGCCCCUCUUGCACAGCCGCCGCUUUCUCCUCGUUCAGGAUCCCGAGCCCCGUCUCAAAGGAUGCCUCGCUACGAGCUGGCUUUGAUCCUGAAAGCCAUGCAAAGGCCUGAGGUGGCAGCAACGCUGAAACGCACAGUGGAGGCUUUGCUGGAGAGAGGAGCUGUGGUGAGGAAUUUGGAAAGCCUGGGAGAAAGGACCCUGCCGUAUAAAAUCUCAAAGCAUAAUCAACGCCACACAAGAGGAGGGUAUUUUUUGAUAGACUUUGUCUCUCCGACAACAGCUGUUUCAGAGAUGUUGGAGUAUUUAGGACGUGACAUUGAUGUAAUCAGGUCUACAGUUUUGAAACAUGAUGUGAUAAAGACCGAAGAAUGUAUGGGUAUAAUCCCAGUCAACUAUGAAGAGAAACUGAAUACGAAGAAGAAAUAAAGAUUUGAAAGCCAUGGAGACUGUUUUGCCACCUGAAUCCAGUUGUAAGCACAUAUGUAUAGCAUAUGCAAAGUCAAUACAUAAUACUGUGAUUGAUAAUGCUAUUUCAGCACAAUAGAGAUGUUGGUUAUUCUUGUUGUGAAUCAAACAAUCUGUUUUUAUUUGAUAGCUAGUGUGAAAAUUGAUAGAAAUGAAUGUAUUUCUAAAUUUAAUCUGCUGUUUGGAAGAUUAACAAUACAAUCCAAAACAGAGUUGUAAUUUUCUAAGCCAGUUGAUUCAGCAGACUCAGAAAGGUUUGGAAACCUGUUUAAGAUUGCAAUAUUAUAGAUACUUAUUCAGAGCUAAGCCACAUUGAACAAAAUGGGGCUUGAUUCCAAAUAAAUGUAUAGAAGUAGGCUGUAAAACUUUCAGUUUCUGGACUAUUACAACUUUGAACAAACAGCAGUAAAACUCCUCUGUAGUGUACAGUGACAUAUUUUAAAAGACAAGUUACAAAUCCACCGCAAAGUUGGGUAUGCAGACACAGAAUUUAGAAGAAAUGUUAGAGUAACAUUUCUGUGCUCUGUUCUCAGUUCUGUUCCUUGACUAAAACAGAGAUUUAGUUUCAGUAACAUAAAUGCUAUUCUAGGUGUUAGUUCAUGGAACUCAUGGAAAUUAUGUGGGUGAACAUGCAUUAUGUAUGCUUUAGCUUUUUUUUUUUUUUAAAGCAAAGUGAAAUAGUAGUUUACAUUUGGGAAGAUGUUAGGCCAGGUGUUAAGCUUCCCACAGUUGGUUGUUACAGUGGGGAAAGCAACAGGUAGGCUUUGACAGCACUAACAAAUAUAUUCUUCCCCGGUGCUGUCCUCCAGGCAUCUUCUGUGUAUAAACCGAUUAAAAGCAAUUUUGUUCUUA